UGCCAGCAUUCCCAACCACAUAUUUCUAUCUUCAAUAGAUACCACAGAUUCUACGUCUCAGAAAAAGAACCAAAUCCUGAAUCUUUAAGUGAAAACACCAUAACAAUGGUGUCCAAAUGUUUCAAUCUCCAUCUCCAUCUCACCACUGCAAAACCCAAAAGCUCAAGGCUACCUCAUUUUCCAAGUAACCCUUUAACCCCAACUGUCACAACUACUAAAUUAAACUUUCCAUAUGGUCAAAACCAGUUUCUCCCCAAGAAAAGAUUCACCCUUUUGAACACGCAUCAUAUGGGAUCAAGUCAGUAUUAUAAAAGUUCAGAAUUUGAUGAAUUUGAACCUGAUCCAACACUUACUAAUGAUGACCUUAAGCCAACAACACCAAGUCAGAGGACUUUUUCAGGAUGGGAAAUGGCUAGUUUGUGGAUUGGUCUUGUUGUUGGUGUACCAUCAUAUUACUUAGCAGGUAGUCUUGUUGAUCUUGGUAUGGCUUGGUGGCAGGGUAUAGCUACUGUCGUUACUGCUAAUAUUAUCCUAUUAGUUCCACUAGUUUUGACAGGGCAUCCUGGCACUCGUUAUGGCAUAUCUUUUCCGGUCUUGGCUAGAUCAUCUUUUGGAAUUCAUGGUGCUCAUAUUCCUACAAUUCUUAGAGCGUUAGUUGGUUGUGGAUGGUAUGGAAUUGAGACUUGGAUUGGUGGGGAGGCAAUUUUCGUUCUUUUGCCUAAAGUCAUCAAAGAGUCUUCAUGGUCUCAAUUAUUGCCUUGGCUUGGUACUUCUCCACUUGAAUUUGCUUGUUUUAUUGUGUUCUGGGUAGCUCAGUUUGCUGUUGUUUGGAAAGGAAUGGAAGGAAUUAGAGAGCUAGAGAAAUACUCAGCUCCAAUUCUAAUCUCACUUACUUCUUGUUUACUAAUUUGGGCCUAUGUUAAAGCUAGUGGUUUUGGUCAUAUGCUUUCUUUGUCUUCUAGACUAUCUUCUUCUCAAUUUUGGGCUCUUUUCUUUCCUUCACUAACAGCAAAUAUAAGUUUCUGGUUUACUCUUGCAUUAAACAUACCUGAUUUUACAAGAUAUGCAAAGAGCCAAAAAGACCAAAUUAUUGGUCAAGCUGGUCUUCCAAUUUUUAUGGGUGCAUUUACUUUUGUUGGUCUAGCAGUAACCUCAUCUACAAAAGUGAUUUUUGGGAGAGUAAUAUCUAGUCCAAUUCAGCUUCUUGAUCAAAUUGGAGGCUUCACUACAAUGAUUCUAGCAAUUAUUGGGAUUAGCCUAGCUACUAUAACAACUAACAUUGCUGCAAAUGUUGUAGCACCUGCUAAUGCACUUGUCAAUCUUAGCCCAUCAAAGUUUACAUUUAGAAGAGGUGCUCUUUUAACUGCAUUGCUUGGUAUUGCAUUUCAGCCUUGGAGAUUACUUCAAUCAAGUGAAAGUUUUGUCUAUACUUGGUUAGUUGGCUACUCUGCACUGUUGGGUCCAAUUGGUGGUAUAUUACUAGCAGAUUACUAUCUUAUUAAGAGGACAAAUUUAAGUGUCAAGGACUUGUACACUUUGAGUCCAUAUGGAGCAUACUAUUAUUCAGGAGGUUACAAUUGGGUUGCAGUGAUUGCUCUUGUUAUUGGGAUUUUGCCUGUGAUUCCAGGUUUCCUGGAAAAGGUUGGAAUUUUGUCUGCAGUUCCAAAUAUCUUUGUUGUUAUAUACAAUAAUGCUUGGUUUUUCAGCUUCUUCUUUGCAGGUUUUCUUUAUUGGAUUCUGUCACUUACAAAAGGAAAACAUAAGAAAUUACUACCUAUAGAACCUCUUUUGCCUGGUGCAACCUGAUAUAAUUUCUUCUGUUUUUCUUUUUCUUUUUUUUAGUACAGGAAAAUUGCAUAGUGUAUUGGAUACUUGAGUAUGUUUCUGGCAUCCUGUAUAAGCUUCCAGCAAAAACUUUGGUUCAUGUAUACAGCUUGAAUAUUAAAGAAGUUCAUACCCCGAAAUUCUAUUCUUUUUCAAUAAUACUUGUGUUCUAACAAA
Molecule: messenger RNA, 2001 nt
Organism: Ricinus communis (castor bean)
Lineage: Eukaryota; Viridiplantae; Streptophyta; Magnoliopsida; Malpighiales; Euphorbiaceae
Product: purine-uracil permease NCS1
Exons: 1
Coding region: 106-1806 (566 amino acids)
Biological process (GO): nucleobase transport; transmembrane transport
Cellular component (GO): plasma membrane
Molecular function (GO): nucleobase transmembrane transporter activity
Source: RefSeq, a predicted model, not a curated record